This is a messenger RNA of Insectozyma verbasci, 2664 nucleotides long. NCBI's taxonomy places the organism in Eukaryota, Fungi, Ascomycota, Pichiomycetes, Serinales, Debaryomycetaceae. The record is from the annotation of a GenBank genome assembly.
AUGAGUUUAUUUGUUAAUGAAAAUGAAGAUGAAACAUAUCAUGAAAUACCAGUUAAAUUUCAAGAAGAUGAGGAAAUAAUACCUGAAUUUCCAGAAAGAGAAGUUGAAUGUAUGCUACCAUUGAAGUAUCAACAAGAAAUUGUGGAAGAUAUGUUGAUUAAAGAUGGGUUGCUAAUUUUAGGCCAUGGGUUAGGUUGGGAUAUUAUAACCGCAAAUUUAUUACAUGCUUUAAGUGCACCAUUUGUUAUAAAUAAAGAGAAUAAGAAAGGUUUAAUAUUUAUAUUAAAUGCUAAAGAUGAUGAAAUUGUAAGAUUAUGUGAAGAAUUGGAGGAUUUAGAAAAUAAAUGUAUAAUUAUGAAAGAAAACACGUCUCAAAAAAGAAGUAAAAUGUAUCAACAAGGUGGGAUUAUAAGUAUUAGUCCAAGGAUUUUAGUUGUUGAUUUAUUAAGUGGUAUUAUAAACCCAAAUGAUAUAACUGGUUUAUUUAUACUCCAUGCCGAUCGUAUAAAAGAAACUUCAAAUGAUGCGUUUAUUAUAAGUUUAUACAGAGAUAAAAAUGAAUGGGGUUUCAUAAAAGCAUUUUCUGAUGAACCUGAAUUAUUUACUGGUUUUACACCUUUGGCUACUAGAUUAAGAAUGUUACGAAUAUCAAAUGUAUUAUUAUGGCCAAGAUUUCAUGUUAAUGUAACUGAAUCUUUCAAGUAUCAAAAGAAAGGUAUUCGAUAUGUAACUGAAAUAAAUGUGAAAUUAACUUAUAAAAUGAAUAAAAUUCAAAAUGCAUUAUUAUCAUGUAUACAAGCAUGUUUAGGUGAAUUAAAAAGACAUAAUCAUGAAAUUGUAAAUGAUUAUUGGGAUAUGGUAAAUAUUCAUGAUGUUGAUUUUGCAAAGAAAAUUAGGAUAGGGUUGGAUCCACAUUGGCAUAGGUUAACUUACACAUCAAGACAAUUGGUUGGUGAUAUUGCAGUAUUGAUUGAUUUAUUAAAUGAUUUAAUCUUAGUUGAUUCAGUUACAUUUUAUCAACAAAUACAAACUAUAGUAGAUGCAAAUAUUAAAACUCAAAUGAAUAGAUCAAUGAGUCCAUGGUUAAAUCUUGAUGAAUCUACAACAAUUUUAAAUUUUGCAAAAGAAAGAGCUUUGGAGAAAUUUGAAGGUGAAUAUUUAUUAGAAGAAUUACCAAAAUGGAAACAAUUAAAGAUUCUAGUUGAAGAUAUUUCGCAUGAAGGUGAUGGUACCAUACUUAUUAUGUGUUCAUCAAGAAGAGUUGCACAUCAAUUAUCAAAAAUAUUAUCUGGCUCAAAUAUAAUGAUUGAAAAACUACGUGAUUAUCUAGCAUGGAAAGAAAUGAAUACUUUGGUAAAGAGAAUAUCGAAAGAGUUGGAAGAAGAAGAGGAGGAAAUUAACACAUCAAAAACAUUUUCAAGAAACGGUCAACCUAUAAGUAAACGUAGAAGAAUGAGAGGAGGUAAACCAGAACCAGUUGUAACUCAUGAAGAUUUAGAUGAUGAUAUUAAACAAUUUGUAGUUGAACAUAUAAAUGAAGAAGUACAUGAUUCACGAAUACAUUUAAAACACAUAUCAAAUCAAAUUAUUAUCCAAGCAUAUGAUGAUAGAAAUGAUGCUCCAUUAUUACAAGAAUUAUCACCAUCACAUAUAAUCAUGUAUGAAGCAAAUCUAUCCUUUAUUAGGCGUGUUGAAAUUUAUCAAGCUAUAAAUCAUGAUAAUCCUGCAAAAACUUAUAUAAUGUAUUAUGGUAAUUCAAUAGAGGAACAAAAACAUUUACAAAGAAUAAAAAAAGAGAAAGAUUCAUUUACAAAAUUAAUUAAAGAAAAGGCUAAAUUGGGUAAACAUUUUGAAACAUCAGAAGAUAAUAAUAAAUUCCAUGUACAUAAAAAUCAAAUUAACACAAGGAUUGCCGGUGGUGCAAAUUUCCGGACCAAUCAAGAUGAAAUGAGAAUAAUUGUUGAUGUUAGAGAAUUUGGUUCUUCUUUACCUAAUUUAUUAUAUCGUAUAGGUAUCAAAGUUGUUCCAUGUAUGAUUACAGUUGGUGAUUAUAUAUUAUCACCUCGAAUGUGUAUUGAAAGAAAAUCCAUACCUGAUUUAAUUCAAUCUUUUAAAAGUGGUAGAUUAUAUCAUCAAUGUGAAGCAAUGUUUAGACAUUAUGAAAUUCCAAUUUUAUUAAUUGAAUUUGAUGAAAAUAAAUCAUUUGCAUUGGAACCAUUUUCAGAAUCAAAAUUUUUAAAAGCUAAAAACUCAGAUAAUAAUGAUAAUAGAUUAAAACAAAAUUUACAAUCAAAAAUUCUAAGUUUAUUAUAUUCAUUUCCAAAAUUGAAAAUUAUAUGGUCUGCAUCUCCUUAUGAAACAGCACAAAUACUUUUAGAAUUAAAAUCAAAUCAAGAAGAACCAGAUGUUGGAAUGGCGUUAGAUAAAGGUGUGAAUAAAGAUUUAAUUGUGACUGAAGGUGGUGGACCUCCAAUUAUAAAUGAUGAUGCUUUAGAUUUUAUACAAACUAUACCUGGAAUUAAUAAUUUAAAUUGUUAUCAAUUAAUACAAAAAGUGAAUAAUAUAGAGCAGUUGGUCCAAUUGGAAAAGGAAGAGUUCAUGAAGAUAUUAGGUGAUGAAAAUGGUAGAAAGGCCUAUAAUUUUAUAAACAGAACAAUCAAAUAG